AUGGAAAGCCUCAAGCUAGCGCCCGAUGAAGUUACUCACAAGAUGGUGAACACCGCCGUUCUGGACCUAGGUGUCUCUGCCUCUGAGUUGCUCUCUGGCGAGGACAAAGCGCGAUUGUCAAGGCAGCCUUCCGCCGACAGAGCAGCUUUGGAUGGUAGGGUUUAUGGUCACUUGCCCAUCCUUUGUGACGAGGUGGUGCAGGCUCUCCAGCCGGACACCUACCGGAAGCCCAUUUUUGUGGAUGCAACGUUUGGUCGGGGUGGACAUUCCAGGAGGUUGCUGGAAGUGCCAGAGGCCACAGUUUUUGCGUUGGACCUGGACCCUAGCGCUGUGUCAGAGGCAAGGCGCCUUGCUUCUAUCGAGCCGCGCCUGAUGCCUGUGCAUGCUGCCUUUGGUGAUCUCAUCCAGGUGCUCCCUCCUGCGACGGAGCUGCAAGGUCUAUUAGCUGAUUUGGGUGUAUCUUCCCCACAGCUGGAUCAAAAGCAUCGUGGCUUCUCGCCUAUUGAAGAUGGGCCUUUGGACAUGCGCAUGAAUCCACGCAAGGGUAUCCCCGCUUCCGAAUGGCUGGACAACGUGACGCCGGAAGAACUGGCUUGGGUUCUCUGCAGCUAUGGAGAGGACCGGGACCCCUUUCUUGCAGCACGUUUAGCAGAGGCCAUUUGUGCCAAGCGUCCAUUGCAGCGAACCAUUGAACUGGCGGAGGUGGUUGCUGACGUGAAGGCGAAGACCGUGGGUAGCAGCCCUUUCCAGCAGCCAGCGAGGCUGGUCUUUCAGGCGAUCCGCUCACAUCUCAAUCAGGAGGUUGGAGAAGCUACUAGGUGCCGCCUUCCAAUUGCUGAUGCCUGGGGGGGCGCGCAGUGA
Molecule: messenger RNA, 861 nt
Organism: Durusdinium trenchii
Lineage: Eukaryota; Dinophyceae; Suessiales; Symbiodiniaceae
Source: the annotation of a GenBank genome assembly